Lathyrus oleraceus (garden pea) is the source of this 810-nucleotide messenger RNA. RefSeq lists its product as uncharacterized. Lineage: Eukaryota; Viridiplantae; Streptophyta; Magnoliopsida; Fabales; Fabaceae. The coding region runs from base 1 to 810 and encodes 269 amino acids. The record is from RefSeq and is a predicted model, not a curated record. The transcript is spliced from 2 exons.
AUGGAGGAAAAGGAGACAACUAACGAUUUCAUAACAAGAAUUAUUCGAUUAGUGAAUCAAGUGAAAGCAUGUAGAAAAAUGGUCAUAGAGCAGUAUGUUGUCGCGAAAAUCUUGCAUUCUUUAACGCCAAGAUUUGACAAUGUGGUUGUAGCGAUUGAGGAAUCGAAGGAUCUUGCGACGAUGAGAAAAGACGAGUUGCAAAUCUCCCUUAAGGCUCAUAAGCAAAAGAUGGAAGAGAGAAAUUGUGACAGUACAAAGGCUGAAAUCAUUUUGCAAGCUCGUUUCAAUAUGUUCGAUCGUUUCGCAAGAGAGUGCAAUAUAAACAAGAAGGAACCUCAAGGGGAUGAAGCCAAGGUUGCAAUACAAGAGUUUGAUGAGGAGAACACACUUUUGAUCAUGAUCACAGAAGGGGAAUGUAGCAGCAACAGAUUGUGGGACAGCAACAAUAGCAGUUUUGAAAACACUGUAGAAACAUGUUGUAACCAGUUACGUAAAAGUUGUAACCAGUUACAGGUACAAGAAAAUGUCAUGAUGAGUACGAAAGGUGCAGUUCAGUGCAACAAGGAAUGGUAUUUGGACUCUGGGUGUUCUACUCAUAUGAAAGGGAGGAAGGAUUGGUUUGUUAAAAUCAAUUGUGCCAUGAAGAACAAAGUGAAGUUCACGGAUGUCAGCACUCUAGUGUCUGAUGGGAUCAAUGAUGUUUUGAUCAUGAUAAGGGAUGAUGGACAUUCCUUGAUAAAAGAUAUAUUGUAUAUUCCAGGAAUCAAAUGUAACCUUCUAAGUAUUGGUAAAUUGCUUGAGAAGGGUUAA